Xiphophorus couchianus (Monterrey platyfish) is the source of this 2203-nucleotide messenger RNA. RefSeq names its product lymphocyte cytosolic protein 2a (gene lcp2a). The record is from RefSeq and is a predicted model, not a curated record. Gene Ontology annotation, molecular function: protein binding. Gene Ontology annotation, biological process: cell surface receptor protein tyrosine kinase signaling pathway; intracellular signal transduction. The coding region runs from base 431 to 1891 and encodes 486 amino acids. Lineage: Eukaryota; Metazoa; Chordata; Actinopteri; Cyprinodontiformes; Poeciliidae. The transcript has 22 exons.
CUGUUUUAUUGCAGGAGUGUUCUGACGUGGACCGACCCAGGUCCGGCAGUACCGACCCGGGCCUGGCAGCACGGUGGCUUUGGUCUGAACCCUGAGUCAGUUUGCUAUCGGUUGCGUUGCGCCGCCGUGUUGCAGUGAGUGGGUGCAGCUGCGGCGGCUGUUUGACUCUGCGGUCGGCAGGGGAAGGAGGAAGACGCUGCUGCUGCCCCCCCGCUGCACACUCACUUCCUCAAAGAGGGAGGGGAGAGACAGAAGGAAGCCAUCUUGGGCACUUUGUGACAUGUUCGUCCCCUCUCUGGCGCUGGUUCCUGCAGAGAAACAAACGGAAGGAGAGACGAGUCGCUGAAGGAGUUGGAAGCUGAACGUCGGAGAUCCGUGGCGUUUCGUCUGAUGUUGCUCUGAGCGCCGAGUUCAGCUGGACAGACGCAAUAUGAGUUCGGUUCCCCAGAGGUCGGUGGUGAUGGGCUGGAGCCCCCAGCAGCUGGCUGACUACCUGAAGCGGAUGAACCUCCCCGGCUGUGAUAAGGUGGUUCUGAAGAACUCCAUCAGCGGCUCCAGGUUUGUGAACCUGACGGAUAACGACCUGCAGAAGUUCCCCAAGCUUCACGCUCCGAUGAUUUCUAAGAUCAGCAAUGAAAUCUACAAGAAUGAGAAGAAAGGCUUGUUUUCUAAAAAAUCGACUCCUAAGUAUCAUGAACCAGAGAUGAACGUUGAUGGAGGAUGGGGCGAAGACGAGUUUGACGACGAAGAGUUUGACGAUGACUACGAGAGUCCGUACAGCGACGAAGACGACCGGGACUACGAGUCCCCGAACGACGACUUGGACGCGGGUAACGACUACGAGCCGCCGCCCUCUGAACCCGCAGAGGACCACAAGCUGUGCCCGUCCCAGCCCAUUGGGGAUGGGGACUACAUCGACCGGAGGGACAACAACGUGGCGGCCAGAGGCCCGCCCCCCACUCUGUGUCCCCGCCCCCCCACCUCACUGUCUGCACCCCCGGCCCGCAUGCCUGGAGAGUCCAGAAGAGACCCGUUUCCUCACGGACGACCGCCAGGUAACUUUCCCUCAGGGCCUCCCAAGGUGUGUCGCGACAUCAAACCCGGCCGUGAGUCACGAAACACCCAGUCCCCCGUCAGAGGCCAUCAGUUCAACUCAACGGACAGACCUGGUGCACAGUCCUGGAGGACACCGGCGGACGCAUCGGAACUGCCAAGAUCCAAGCCUCCGGUUCUUCCUCCUCCCACCUCCUCCGUCAGCAGGAGUAACUCCUCUGCCAGAGUAGCGCCCCCUAGCAGGUUCGAUGGACACAGAGAGCAGACACAAGAUGUCCCUAAACACAACACGUUCCCUCUUCACAAGAAUCUGCCGCCGCGCCCCGGGAUCCCCGGGCCGCAGCACGCCUCCAGCGUUUCCUCCUCGGCCUCUCUGCCUCACAAGCUGCAGUCUGCCAUAGCCGAACACAGAGGCAGCAUAUCGGCGCCCAUCCGUCCUCCACCUCCCACCGCGGCCGCCGGCAAGGCUCUGGACCCAAACUGGUACGUUGGGAAGGUGAGCCGUGGACAGGCUGAGGGAUGCCUGAAGAAAGUCCAGAGGGACGGGGCCUACCUGGUGAGGGACAGUACCCGGCAGCAGACCAACCAGCCCUUCACCCUCAUGGUCUUCUACCAGGACAAAGUCUACAACAUCCAGAUCCGGCAGCACAGCCAGCAGUUCCAGCUGGGAACCGGACUGAAAGCCCAGGAGUUCUUCCCGUCAGUCAGUGACAUCAUCAACCAUUACUCCCAGUCCCCUCUGGUCCUCAUUGAUGCUAAAAACCGGAGCUCCAGCCACCAGAACCAGUGUCUGCUGUCGGACCCGGCCGGUUACUAUUUGGAGCAGAGCUGGUCCUGACAGACUGAACCAGACCGAAGCCGGCUCCAGUCGGACCCGGUUCAGAUGAAUGUUCAGAUGGCCUCCAUCUUUGCACGUGUUGCUUUGUUUUCUUUCUUCUCUUUUCAGUUUCAACUUUUAAACCUUUAAGAAUAUUCUUCAGAAAUAUUAGAGCUUAUGUUGGUUCUACUCCAUUUGGACCCACAAACAAACUCUAAGACUAAAGCAGAGCUUCUAUGCACCUCUUCUUCUUCUUCUUCUUCUUCUCUUUUACUGUAAAUGUGUCGGUUUGCCAUCAGCUGAUCUCAUUAAAACAUCUGGAAACAUCAGAAA